This is a messenger RNA of Thalassophryne amazonica, 1944 nucleotides long. Its product is annotated as eyes absent homolog 2-like. NCBI's taxonomy places the organism in Eukaryota, Metazoa, Chordata, Actinopteri, Batrachoidiformes, Batrachoididae. Gene Ontology annotation, molecular function: protein tyrosine phosphatase activity. The transcript has 16 exons. Bases 290 to 1690 code for a protein of 466 amino acids. Gene Ontology annotation, biological process: positive regulation of DNA repair; cell differentiation; negative regulation of extrinsic apoptotic signaling pathway in absence of ligand. The record is from RefSeq and is a predicted model, not a curated record. Gene Ontology annotation, cellular component: nucleus.
UAUCCAACCUCUCCAACCUCUAUCCAACCUCUCCAACCUGUCCGCACUGUGCGCGGGGACACUCGGCGACAUGGACACGCAACUCCACAACUGAACCACAAAAGGAUUCUCUUUUUUAUCUCCUUUAUCUUCGUUCUCAAUAAUGGAGAGCUGACGGUUUGAGAGGAACCUGACGAACAGAAGCGUGACAGAGUAAAGAGGGCUAAGUACUCCACACAGGCAGGUUUUCUUUUGCUCUAUUUCAGAGACAGUACACACACUGCAGAUCAGUUGACGGGGGUCAAGUGUCAUGGCUGCGUAUGGACAGGCUCAGUACAGCCCCGCCCUCCAGGCUGCAGGACCGUACACGCCUUACGCGCACCACACACAGGGCUACAGCAUGCCGUCCUACAAUAUUAAAACAGAGGACGGACUAAGUCACUCUCCAGGACAGACGGGACUACUGGGAUACUCCAACUUCAGCAGCACGCCUCCUGCUCAAACGCUUUAUAGCUACUCACACUCUCACGGUGGGGGUAUUUCAUCAGGACUUUUUCAAAGCAGUCAUGCAAUCUCCAAUUCAACUGCAUUCAACCCGACCCAACAAGACUUUUCUGCGUACUCAAGCUACACUCAGAGUCAAUACUCUCCAUAUUAUAACUCACAUCACUACAACAAUCCAUACUUAGCCAGUAGCAACAUUAGCCCUGCUGCCAUCACGGCUCCAUUAGCCUAUCAGCACCCAGAACACCCCGGCAUGCUGCCCAAUCACAGCCCAGAGUCACAUACAGGAGAGUACCACCCGCCGCCCAGCCCCCCCACGCCCGGUAAAGAGGAGGGUGUAGCAGCGCGGAGGGGACCGGACGGGAAGCUCAGGGGGAGGAAGCGAGUCAGCGACCCCGCUCCACCUCCGGACUCUGACAUCGAGCGAGUGUUUAUCUGGGAUCUGGAUGAAACCAUCAUCAUUUUCCAUUCGCUCCUCACGGGAAGCUUCUCCUCACGGUUUGGCAAGGACUCUUCGAAGGCAGUGUCCCUGGGUCUGUGGAUGGAGGAGAUGAUCUUCAAUCUGGCUGAUUCAAGGCUCUUCUUCAAUGACUUGGAAGAAUGUGACCAGGUUCAUAUUGAUGAUGUGGCAUCAGAUGACAACGGACAGGAUCUCAGCACUUAUAAUUUUGGGACGGACGGCUUCCAGAGCCCGGCGGGGGCCGGUUCUCUGUGCCUAGGGUCAGGGGUCCACGGAGGUGUGGACUGGAUGAGGAAACUGGCUUUUCGAUACCGGAGAGUUAAGGAGAUCUACAACACCUACAAGAAUAAUAUUGGUGGUUUGCUGGGCAGCCCAAAGCGGGAGGAGUGGUUACAGCUGAGGAGAGAGAUGGAGGUCCUAACAGACCUGUGGCUUACUCAAGCCCUAAAAUCUCUGGCUCUCAUCAACUCCAGGCCAAACUGUGUGAAUGUGUUAGUGACUACUACCCAGCUCAUCCCAGCCCUGUCUAAGGUCUUACUGUACGGCCUGGGCUCGGCUUUCCCCAUAGAGAACAUUUACAGCGCCACCAAGACAGGCAAAGAAAGCUGCUUCGAGCGUGUUUCUCAGCGGUUUGGUCGGCGAGCAGUGUAUGUCGUCAUUGGAGACGGAGCUGAGGAAGAGACCGUGGCUAAGAAGAAAAACAUGCCUUCUGGAGAGUGUCCUGUCGGGCCGAUCUGGAAGCCCUGAGCCAUGCACUGGAGCUGGAUUACCUCUAGAAGGCCGCCAACUGUCAUGUUUUGCUCAAAAGCCCAAAUUCUGAGGUGCUCCUGUGUUCCUGAGUCAGCAAAGCUGCCCUAAGAGACUGAUCCAGAGUCAGGAUUGGUAUGCUGAGGUCGGGCACAUCUGAUUUCUCACUCGGCUCUCAAACAGGACUGUGAUGAAAAACGAGGCUGCGGCGUCAUAAACGUGAACGUGAAGCCAAAAGUACUGGACCAAAAAAA